AAUAAUGAGGACUGAAGAAGGUGGAGAAGAACCUUUUUUUUAUGUCUCGCAGCAGCUCCAAAUAACCCCAUUAAAUUCUCUCUCAGAUCACACACGCACACACAUCGCUUUCUCAACCUCAUAAACGCCCUGAAUUUUCUCACUUGCCAAACACCCCGCUUCCGCUGAUUCUCCCCUCAACGGUCGCGUUCCGUCGCGGGAAUUCAAUAUCCAGCUCCGUCGUUCUCAGCGAACCGUGAUCUGAAUCUGGUACGACAGGCAAGAACUGCAGCGUUAUAUGUUUGUCAGCUAAGUGUUGAAUGGAUCAGAGACCAGGACAAAAGUGAUAUUUGUGAAACAGGGUGAGGCAGCAGAUAGUCAGGAGCCGAUCAAUGGAGUCUGGCGAGUACGAGGAAGGCAUGGUGGUUGAAUUCUCUGCAAAUGGGAAUUCCAUGAAAGCAACAGAGGUUCAGGCCAAGCUUGAUGAAGGAAACAUUCAGGAGGCAGAAUCUUCGUUACGAGAAGGGCUAUCACUCAAUUUCGAGGAAGCAAGAGCCCUUCUUGGAAAGCUGGAGUAUCAAAGAGGUAACCUAGAAGGUGCACUUCGUGUGUUUGAUGGCAUUGAUCUUCAAGAUGCCAUAGGGCGAUUGCAACCUAAUCUUGCUGAGAAAACAGCUUCUAAGAAGGGCCGAACUCGUUCUGAUUCACAGCAUACAGUCUCACAGCAUGCUGCUACUCUCAUUCUUGAUGCCAUAUACUUAAAAGCCAAGUCUCUACAAAAGCUUGGGAGAUUAAAAGAAGCUGCUAAUGAAUGCAACAAUGUGCUUGAUGCUGUGGAAAAAAUAUUCCAUCAGGGCAUACCUGAUGCACAAGUAGAUGGUAGAUUACAAGAGACAGUCAGCCAAGCUGUGGAGCUUCUUCCUGAGCUUUGGAAGCAAUCUGGCCACCCUCAAGAAGCAAUAUCUGCUUAUAGACGUGCCCUACUUAGUCAAUGGAACCUUGACAAUGACCGCUGUGCAAGAAUUCAGAAAGGAUUUGCUGUGUUUUUGCUGUACAGUGGAGUAGAGGCUGGUCCACCCAGUUUAGGUGCUCAGGUUGAAGGCUCAUAUGUCCCUAAAAAUAACCUGGAGGAGGCUAUUCUGCUUUUGAUGAUCCUUUUGAGAAAAUUAUCCCCAGAUAAAAACAAAUGGGAUCCAUCAUUGAUGGAACAUCUAACAUUUGCUUUAUCUUUAUGCAACCAAACUUUUGUUUUAGCAAAGCGACUUGAAGAAAUCAUGCCUGGAGUAUAUCACCGUGUUGAUCGUUGGAAUUCUUUAGCCCUUUGUUAUAGUGGAGCAGGACAGAACGAAGAGGCGUUGAACCUAUUAAGGAAGUCUUUGCACAAACAUGAACGACCAGAUGAACUCAUGGCAUUGUUAUUAGCCGCCAAAAUCUGCAGUGAGGAUUCCCAUGUUGCAGCUGAGGGAGUGGGAUAUGCACAAAGGGCUAUUAGCAAUGCUCAGGGGUUGGAUGAACAUUUAAGGGGUGUGGGACUUCGCUUGUUGGGUCUUUCUUUGGGGAAGCAAGCUAAAGUUUCUUCUUCUGACUUUGAGAGGUCUCGUCUUCAGUCUGAAGCACUGAAAUCACUACAUGAGGCGAUUACUUUGGAGCCAAACAAUUCAGAUUUGGCCUUCGAGUUGGGAGUUCACUACGCAGAGCACCGGAAUCUGAAUACUGCUUUGCGCUAUGCAAAACAGUUCAUUGAUCAAACAGGGGGCUCCCUGAUAAAAGGUUGGAGGUUGCUUGCUCUUGUUUUGUCUGCUCAACAGCGAUUUUCAGAAGCUCAUGUGGUCACUGAUGCUGCUUUGGAUGAGACCACAAAAUGGGAACAAGGGCCACUUCUCAGGCUUAAAGCAAAGCUAAGAAUUUCCCAAUCAUUACCCAUGGAUGCAAUUGAAACUUAUCGUAACCUUCUUGCUUUGGUUCAAGCCCAAAGGAAAUCUUUUGGACCUCUCAGAAUGAGUCCUCAGGCUGAGGAUGAUAAAGUCAGUGAAUUUGAAGUUUGGCAUGGAUUGUCAGACUUGUACUCUAGCCUUUCGUAUUGGAAGGAUGCAGAAAUAUGUUUGAGUAAAGCCAGAGAGCUGAAGCAGCACUCUGCAGAAACGCUGCACAUAGAAGGUGUCAUCUUUGAAGGACAGGGGCAAAUUCAAGAAGCUCUAGCCACUUAUAUCGAUGGUCUUCUGGUGGAACCCUGUUAUGUUCCUUGCAAGAUUUUGAUUGCCGCUCUUCUGUCAAAGAUGGGAUCAACGGCAUUGCCUGUGGCAAGGAGCUUACUCUCGGAUGCAUUAAGGAUUGAUCCUAGCAAUCGAAAGGCUUGGUAUUACUUGGGAAUGAUUCACAGAGAUGAUGGACGAAUAGGGGAUGCCAUAGACUGCUUCCAGGCAGCUUCCAUGCUUGAAGAAUCGGAUCCAGUUGAAGGCUUCAGCUCUGUUCUCUGAUGUCUCCCUCCGAAAGAGCAACUUGGGGAACUUGGAAUCUGCUCACUUCAACUCAUUCAUCUGUUGAAGGGAAACUAUUUUUUUUAGCGUAUUACGAGAAGAAACGAAAGCAAGGGAAGUAGAAGCUCAUUUAAUUUUUGUGGAUUUCAGAGAAGUGAAAAUAUAGGAGAUUUAUUUUCUUUUAUUCUUUGUUUAAUUUUAUUUUUUGGAGGGCAGGUUUUUAGCAAUACUUCUGCUCAGCUGUGUAAAUGUAUGUGGUUUAACCGAGGAAAGUAUAUAUCUAAACGAAAUUCACAUUCGUUUUCUUCA
This is a messenger RNA of Pyrus x bretschneideri (Chinese white pear), 2765 nucleotides long. RefSeq names its product protein NPG1. Gene Ontology annotation, molecular function: protein binding. The record is from RefSeq and is a predicted model, not a curated record. The transcript is spliced from 6 exons. Lineage: Eukaryota; Viridiplantae; Streptophyta; Magnoliopsida; Rosales; Rosaceae. The coding region runs from base 372 to 2456 and encodes 694 amino acids.